CGACAGCCAGACGGGAAACAGGGGGUGGCGGCGGGGGUUCCUGCCUCCCCAGGAUACUUCGGCCCGCGUUCCCCCCACCCCAGCCCUCACGCUCCUCGUCCUCAUCAGUUCCACCGCUGCAGGACCCGGGAGAAGAAAAGUAGCCUCCCCUACGGUCCUACCCCACCGUACCCAAUUCUUGACUUGCUCCCUCAUCGCUGAGAGCGUACUACUCUGUUUCUUUUAACCAUUUCGCGUCUUCCGUGUGUUGCUUGCCAUGGAUAACCACGGCGUCGUUCUUGCCGCCGAGCCCGAGCUAAGCUGAAUUCUGGAGGAUCAAUCGUGUCAGAAAGGGAAAGAAGAAAAGGGAGAAGAGCAGGAGGGUCAGGGGAGGAAAAGAAGAGUAAAUGGAAGCCGGGUUCCUGUGGAAAGAGAACGGCGACCAAACUGAUGCGGCGAGAAUGGCCGGCGGGCUCAAGAACAAGAGCCUCGAAUGGGAUUUGAACGACUGGAGAUGGGACGCCAAUCUGUUCCUGGCCACGCCGGUGGGCGCCGCGCCGUCCGAGUGCAGCAGCAGGGAACUAAGCCAGGCUCAGGGGGAGAUCGAUUUCGGCGUCGGCGUCGACAAGAGGAGGCGAGUCUCACCGGAGGACGGCAGUGCGGGGUGCAGCAAUUCGGCUUUAGCAAAUGGAGAUAGCCAUGUGGUGUCUGUUCAGAGAGCGCGGAGCAACGAGGAGAGGCCUCGGAAAGGUGCCUGCUCGAGCUCUCCUCCGUCUUGCCAGGUUGACGGCUGCCAGGCGGAUCUCAGUGGUGCUAGGGACUACCAUAAGAGGCACAAGGUAUGUGAAGCACAUACCAGGUCGAGCGUGGUUCGCAUCAAGAGCGUGGAACAUCGGUUCUGCCAGCAGUGCAGCAGGUUUCACCUUCUUCAAGAAUUUGAUGAAGGGAAGAAGAGCUGCCGUUCACGUCUAGCAAGACAUAAUGGAAGGAGAAGGAAAGUUCAGCCACAGGCUGGUGUGGAUGCGAAUUCCAUGAAUGAAAAUCAGUCUUUAAGCAGCACGUUAUUGCUUUUGUUAAAACAACUUUCUGGGCUAGAGUCUGGUAGCUCUUCUGAACAAAUAAACCAUCCUAAUUAUUUGGUUAACCUUUUGAAGAACCUUGCUGCUAUUGCCAGCACACAGGCAUAUCAAGAUAUGCUAAAGAAUGCAAAUUCAACUUUAAUAUCAUCAAAUGCUGGUAAUAAUGUCGCAAAUGACUUUACUGUGCAUGAACAAACUAGACGACCAAUUCCUGUUGGCCCUGAAUCGUCAGAAGAAGAGCCUCCAGUGAAAAGACGAGUACAGGAUUUUGAUUUGAAUGAUGUUUACAUCGAAGAAGUCGAGAGCCGAACAGAUAAAAUUGUGUUCAAGCUCUUUGGAAAAGAGCCGACGGAUUUUCCUGUAGAUCUACGGGCACAGAUCCUAAACUGGUUGUCACACUACCCAAGUGAUAUGGAGAGCUAUAUUAGGCCUGGUUGUGUUAUUCUAACUGUUUACCUUUGCCUCCCUAAUUGGAUGUGGGAUGAGCUUGACGAUGAUCCAGCUCCUUGGAUAGAAAAGCUUAUUAGCAUGUCCAAUGAUGGCUUCUGGAGAACAGGAUGGGUGUAUGCUAGGGUACAGGACUGCCUGACACUGAGUUGCAAUGGUAGUCUUAUGUUAGCAUCUCCCUGGCAACCGGUAAUUGGUGACAAGCAUCAGAGACUGUGUGUAACCCCUAUUGCAGUUGCUUGUUCUUCGACAGCAAAUUUCUCCGUGAAAGGUUACAAUAUAGUUCAGCCAACCACAAAAUUACUUUGUAUAUUUGGUGAGAAAUAUUUAAUACAAGAAGAAACACAAAUGCUACUUGAAGAUACAACAAUGCAGCAAGGCCCUCAGUGCCUGACCUUCUCUUGUUCCUUUCCUAGUAUAAGUGGAAGAGGAUUCAUAGAGGUUGAGGAUUAUGAUCAAAGCAGCCUUUCUGUUCCCUUUGUUGUCACCGAAGAAGAUGUAUGUUCUGAGAUUCGAAUGUUGGAACAUGAAUUGAGUUUGAGUUCAUUUGAUGAAACCUUGGAAGGAAUAGAUGAUCUGAUGGCUUCUCGCAACCGAGCCUUACAUUUUUUACAAGAAAUCGGAUGGCUUCUUCAAAGGAGCCACAUGCGAGCUACAUCUAAGCAGCCGCCACAGUAUUGUACAGAGGGUUUUCCUGUUGCAAGAUUUAGAUGGCUGCUAUCUUUUGCGAUCAAUCAGGAAUGGUGUGCUGUCAUAAGGAAGCUUCUGAACACCAUGUUCCAGGGUGAUAUUGAUCUAGAUGUCCUCUCACCAGUGGAAUUUUCCCUAGGAGAAGAUUUACUACUUACUGCUACCAAGAAACGAUCAAAGCCUUUGGUUGAUUUUCUAUUAAGAUACACACCAACAAACCAUGCUCUAGUGUACAGUGGAGACGUGGCUCCUGAUCAGUUCUUGUUUACUCCUGACAUGACUGGUCCGUCAAAUAUUACACCUCUUCAUAUUGCAGCCACAAUGAAUGAUGCUACUGGUGUUCUAGAUGCUUUAACUGAUGAUCCUCAGCAGCUGGGAAUCAAAGCAUGGAAGAAUGCUCGUGAUGCUACUGGGUUCACUCCUGAGGAUUACGCUCGAAAGAGAGGCCACAUAUCCUACAUUAAAAUGGUUCAGGACAAAAUCGACAGCAGAAUACCCAAAGCUCAUGUCUCUGUUGCCAUCCCCAGCGGACCAUCCACUACUAAUGCCAUCGGAAAGCAUGCUAUUCAAUUGAAGUCUACUGAUCAAACAACAUUUGAUGUGGAAAAAGGCCAACAAAGCAUCAAGCAACCAUUGAGCUGCAGACAGUGUGUCCAGCACCUCGGAUACCACCCCCGGACAAACAGGUUUUUGUCGAAUAGGUCUGCGGUGCUUUCCUUGGUUGCCAUUGCUGCUGUCUGUGUCUGUGUGGGGUUGUUAAUGAAGAGCCCACCACAAGUUGGUAUCAUGAAGCCUUUCCUCUGGGAUCACAUCAAUUGGGGCCCCAAGUGAUCGACUGCACAAGCAAUUACAAAGCCAAUUCAAUGUGCGGUGAAUAUAGGAAGCUGCUUGUGUUGAAAAUGAAGCUAAAUUCUUGUAAUGCGCAUAUUUAUUAGACUAGAUUGCAAUAUAUUUUUGUUGUACAAUCUGUGGAAUCCAUACUGCCCAUGCAUAUGCAUCCUGACUGGAAAUGUAACUUUUACUGGUUCUGAUUGAGAGGGAAACGUUCAAAUAGCUGUCAAGGCUAUGUCCAACA
Messenger RNA from Phragmites australis (common reed), 3270 nucleotides. Its product is annotated as squamosa promoter-binding-like protein 1. Gene Ontology annotation, molecular function: DNA binding. Gene Ontology annotation, cellular component: nucleus. NCBI's taxonomy places the organism in Eukaryota, Viridiplantae, Streptophyta, Magnoliopsida, Poales, Poaceae. The record is from RefSeq and is a predicted model, not a curated record. Bases 387 to 3026 code for a protein of 879 amino acids. The transcript has 12 exons.